CUCAGUCUUUGGACAACCGUCUCCGCGCUCUGGGCCAUCCUCCGGUCCCCCUCCUUCGCGGAUCCCUCCGAGUGUCCACCCAGUGCUUCCUACCGGCCAGUGUUAUCCCCCUUCGCAUCCCUUUGGAUUUUGUUUUGUGUGUGUGAGAGUGAUUUUCAGCCGCCAUCAUGGUGUCCGGAAAAUCGAUGAACGUGCGGGUAACAACGAUGGACGCGGAGCUGGAGUUCGCGAUCCAGCACACGACGACCGGGAAACAGCUCUUCGACCAGGUUGUCAAAACCAUCGGUCUCCGAGAAGUGUGGUUUUUCGGACUCCAGUACACCGACAGCAAAGGAGACCUCACCUGGAUUAAACUUUACAAGAGGGUGAUGAGCCAAGACGUGAAGAAAGAAAAUCCACUUCAGUUCAAAUUCCGAGCCAAAUUCUACCCUGAAGACGUAAACGAUGAAAUCAUUCAAGACAUCACUCUUAGAUUAUUCUAUUUACAGGUCAAAAAUGCCAUUUUGUCCGAUGAAAUAUAUUGUCCUCCUGAAACGUCAGUUCUUCUGGCAUCAUACGCUGUUCAAGCGCGUCAUGGAGAUUUCAACAAAGCCCUUCACACUUCAGGUUUUCUUGCCAGUGAUAGACUUUUACCACAAAGAGUCAUGGAUCAACACAAAAUGUCUCGAGAAGAGUGGGAACAAAGUAUCACAACUUGGUGGAAUGAGCACCGUGCAAUGUUGAGAGAAGAUGCCAUGAUGGAAUACUUAAAAAUUGCGCAAGACCUAGAAAUGUACGGAGUCAAUUAUUUCGAAAUUCGAAACAAGAAAGGCACUGAGCUGUGGCUUGGAGUUGAUGCUCUAGGUCUCAACAUUUACGAGAAAAAUGACAAGUUAACGCCAAAAAUUGGUUUCCCUUGGUCGGAAAUCAGGAACAUCUCGUUCCAUGAUCGCAAAUUCAUCAUCAAGCCGAUCGACAAGAAAGCACCAGACUUUGUGUUCUUCGCCCCAAGAGUCCGUAUCAAUAAGCGUAUUCUAGCUCUGUGUAUGGGCAAUCAUGAACUUUAUAUGCGGAGACGUAAGCCGGACACAAUUGAUGUCCAGCAAAUGAAAGCACAAGCAAGAGAAGAGAAGAUGGCAAAGCAGCAACAAAGGGAAAAACUGCAACUAGAAAUUGCUGCUCGUGAAAAGGCUGAAAGAAAACACCAAGAAUACGAGGAGAGAUUAAAGGCAAUGCAAGCAGAAAUGGCCAAACGUGAACAAGAUUUACUAGAUGCUCAGGAUAUGAUAAAGAGAUUAGAAGAACAAUUAAGACAACUGCAGGCCGCCAAGGAAGAACUUGAAACUAGACAGAACGAAUUACAAGCAAUGAUGGAGAGGCUUGAGGAUGCAAAGAAUAUGGAAGCAGCAGAACGUCAGAAAUUAGAAGAUGAAAUCCAGGCUAAACAAAAUGAAGUGAACCGCAUCCAGACUGAAGUAGACCUCAAAGAUGAAGAAACACGCCGCUUGCAGGAGGAAGUUGAACAGGCACGACAGAAACAAGAGGAAGUUAAGGCUGCAUUACUGGCAGCAACUACAACUCCCCAACACCACCACGUCGUAGAAAAUGAACAUGAUGAAAAUGACGAUGAAGCUAUCAAUGGGCAAGUUUCAAAAGACUUAGCAACGGAUGAACACAUUGUUGACCCCGUAGAAGAAAGACGAACCUUAGCAGAACGUAAUGAACGUCUCCACGACCAGCUCAAGAUGUUGAAACAAGAUUUGGCUCAAUCCAGAGAUGAAACAAAAGAAACUGCCAUGGAUAAAAUUCACCGAGAGAAUGUACGUCAAGGGCGUGAUAAAUACAAAACGUUACGUGAAAUCCGCAAAGGAAACACCAAACGUCGGGUUGAUCAGUUCGAAAACAUGUAAAAUGGACUAGAUAAAUGAGAAAUACGUAAGAAAUUAAGUUGUUUUUGUGUAUAGAAAAUAUCAACACCCGACGGUUCUAGUUGUUGAGUGUUGACCAUUCCAAGUCUCAAGUCUGUUGUUAUUACUAGAUAUAUUUGCUUUGCUCAGGUAUACAAAUGAGUAUUUGACUGCAUAAGCAAAUAUUUUACUGUGGCUGCUUGUUUAUUCAGCGUUUGUGUAAAUAUAUAUACAUAUCUGGAUUUGGAUGAGCUGUGUAUUUUCGUGGUAAAUUCCAAAUCAGAAUUUGUGGAUUUAUCAUCAAAGUCGAUAUGAAACUUCACUUUUCCGUUUUUAAUAAUUUAUUUCUACAGAUUACUUGAUGAGGAUUUUUAAAGCAUUCACAAAUGCUCAUUGUAUACAUUUUUCAACAUUUUGGGUGUUCGGGUGAUUUCCCAGGAUUUGCUGCAAAAAUGCUAUAUUUGUUCGUGUAAUCUUCGCUGAACUUGCCAACUGCACGAGUCAAUUAUUUUGAAUUUCAAAUCCACAUAACUUAUCAAAAUCCUGGUUAUUAAAAAUGUCUGAAAGUGUCAAAAGCAUUUUUAAUUUUAAAAGAAGACACUCAAUCGUUGAAUGUAUCUUGCAUAACAAGAUUUAAACGGAAACUUUUAAUUCAUCGCAAUGCAUGAAAAUAGUUUAUUUUAGCAAGAAUUUUCUUUUGUAAAUAUUAUUAAUCAAAUCUGCGAUCAAAUUUGAGAAUGAUGUAGAUUUUAACUAAUUUAUUUUGAUGGAAAAGUGGCCUCUCAACAUUAAGCAGUUUGCUCUUUACGAGUGAGAACUUUAUCUCGGCUAUUUUUGAGGCAUUUUGGUUUUUAGAACUGAUAGUACAGGUGAUAUAUUUUCAGCUGUAAAUAGUUUUACCUUUCUGUUCCUCGUUGAACUUGAGAUGUAAAAAAAUUUUAAGUUUUUUCCCCCUUAUUUUCAUGUGUAUUUUUACUUUCUCUUCAUUUGAACUUUCAUAGGUUUUGCUUCUUACUUUACCUACAAAAACUGAAAGGGUUACAUAUUUCUAAGUUGAGUCUUCCAUACUAAAGCUAAAAAUCACCGAGCAAAAGUUCUGAUGGGUGAAAGCUUCUUGAUAAUUUUUUAUCCUUUUUUAUUUUAAAAAGAAAAAUAAGUAAAACUGAAGAUCACAGAUUUUAAGUGUGUAUUUCAUGUUAGGAUCGUAAAAGCAUAUUGAAGUUUAAGGAUCUUGAAUGCGGUCUAAAAUCCUGGCAACCUUAGAAAUGGGAGCCAAAAUAAAAUAAGAAGAUGAAACUCUUCAUCAAGAGUAAAGUUCAUUUGCCAUAGAUUACUAGUUCUUCUCCCCUCUCUCGUAUUUUUUCAUAAUAUUUUGAGAUGUCUGCAUUUUUAAUUGAUUUUAUUUAUUUAUUUUUUUCUUUUUGAUUCUGUCAAUGAACAGACAAACUAAAGACGUGGGACUGAUAUUUUAGAAAUAAACCUUUCAUUUUUUCCUCCCUCUCCUCUUUUUUGUUUUUUACUUUCUCUUCUUUCAUAGGACCACUACCCUAUGGAGUUCUUUUAUGGUAUAAUACUAUUAUUCUCACAUUUAUUAUACUAUCAUUAUUAUUUUUGUAGGUAUAUUCACAAACAUGAUUAAUUUUACUAUAGAUUAAUUAAUUAGUAGGUGUAAUGUAUCCUUUGUAUUAUUAUUUUAAUUUUCGUAUUCAUUAUUUGCAUUCUAAGUUUAAGUUGUAUCUUAAGUGGUCUUCUGUCUCUUGUCUCCUUUAUUUAUUUAUUCUCUUUAUUUUUUAUUUUUUUUUCCAUUUUUAGAACUCUUCUUGUCCUUUUUUCCAAGCUAUCUUUUCUUCAACUAUUUUCUGGUUUUAUACUCAACAAUUUUUUUUAUUUCAUUCGGGUAUGCAUUGAAGAGUUUGUGCUCCUGCAUAUUUUAUUUAAAUUAACUACAAAUCUUCGGUUUUGAAACGUUUUCAUGCUGCUGAAGUUAUUUUCAGAAUACAUUUUUUAAUCCUAAUUAAAAGUUUCAGUCAACAUUUUUGUACAUGAAGGUAAAUGGAUCAAAUGUGACUUAAUUUAUUAAUAUAGCGGAUGAAUUAAGAGAAAUUCAAAUGGCGUAUUAUAUACCCGUGUGCGUUAAACCAUACCUUCUCAUCUGUUGAAUUUUUUCUCAGAGAUGAAAUUUGCUCCUAAGGCUAAGCGGAGAAAUUAUGAGGUAAUAUAUCCAUGCAAACCAAAGUCAUAUCAGUUUAAUAAUUCAAUUUCGCCUUUAGUAUUCACUGCCUUUGCUUUUAGAUGCACACACAUUUCUUUUUGCUGUUAGUUACAUCCAUUUCAUCCUAAGACUCAGGAACCAUAAUGAAUGGAACAUGAAACAAAAAUUGGUAAAAAUUACUGGUGUCAGUGUUAUGCCACCAAAUCAUAGUUUUGCCAUUAGGAUGCUAGAUUUUCUUACCAAUAUCCUUCACCCUAAAGAUUUUUUACAGGCAGGAUUCUCUCAUUGAAGAAUCUGAGCAUUUAAAUAAAAUUCUAUUUUGGAAAAUAUUAUGAACAAUUUUUUAACUAAUUUUUGUAAUCAGUCUAAGAUGUAUGUGCCGUCCAUUUUCACUCUCAAUUCUUGAAAUGAUAUGUAGGAUUGCUGUGAAUUUUUGCCUUAUUUAAAAUCAGUCUCAUAUAAUGAUGAUGCUAGGUUUGAUUUAAGUCAAUUUUAUUUCUGUCACUCUCUCAUAAAAAAGGAAUUAAAUAAUAUGACCUGUUAAGUAGAAGAGUAAUAAAUAAUUAUCCAGUAAUAUCCGGAAAGACCCUUCUUUCCUGUAAUUAAUUCUCAAUAACUCAGCUGCCGGAAAUUUGUGUACUUAAAGUUAAAGGUCAGAAUUUUCCUAUAUUCUCUCAAGGGCUCUAAGUGUGAUCCUCUGUUUUGGUUAUUGUUGUAAAAUGCAUGAAGUGGCCUUAAAAUUUAUAUUUUUAUCUUGUUAUAAUUAAAUUUUAGUGUGUAUAAAAUGCAUUUUUCAUUUUGUGGCGUGAUAAUAAGGUGAUCAAAUUAGUAGUUAACAUCUUGAUUCAGUUAGACCUCCAUCAUAGAAUAAUGGGGGAACUUUUAUGGAAAAAUGAUAAAAUGAGGAUGAUUCACCUCCAGAAAUUUUCCUAAGCCAGCUGUAGUUUAAGGUGCAUCCAAGUUCUAAUUUCAUAAAUUUUUUUUUUUUUCGCUUGCAAUUUUUUUUUAAAACCAAUAUUUUCCUAGUACUUUCAAAUCAUAGUGCCAAAAACAAUUUCCCCACUUAAAAUUUCCCUAAUUUUCUCAAUUUUUUUUAUCCUUGGAAAAUGUUUCAUAACUCAAAAUAUGGUUUACAUUUAUCUUGCUCAUAGGCCCUUCACUUUAAACCAGAAUUUUUCACUAGGUUUUUUUCUGUCUCUAUCAGCAUCUCCCCAAAAAAUCUGUUACUUGUAAUUCCAAACUGUAGGUGAAAUUUUUUUUGUAAACUUUGUUAAAUAUAUGUAUUUUUAUUUAAAUUUGACAUUUUAUUUGGAACAUUUUUGAAAUCUUCCUUUCAAUAGAGGUGAAAAAUUAGCUUCCUCUUUGUUAAGUUUUUCAAACUGACAUCUUUCGUAACUUAACUACGCACGUCAACUCAAAGUUAAAUGAAGACUGCAAAUGAGGAAAUAAGCUAUCAACAUAAUGAAUUUUAUUUGAAGUGGGGUUAUGUUUUUUGCUGCUUUUUUUAUUCUAUCUCUUAGUUUCGAUCAUUAAUAAACUUGGAAUUUGUGCAGUUGAAAUUCUCGUAAUUAGCAGCAUUCAAAAUUUUAAGAUCACAUACGUUGAAGGGAGAAACCAACAAAAGUCAAGUUUAUAUAGUUUUUCUCAUCAUCAUAGUAUAGUCCCCCGAGAAAUCCCUAAUUUUAUAAUUAUAUUCUAUAAAUUACAGAUCUUUUUGCAAAGUGAGUAAUGUAUAAACCUUGAGUUAGUUGCACUCUUUGUAACACUCAUCUUACCAUUAUUUUAAACACAUUGCCAACGUGCCUUCUUUUUCUCAUUUCGCUUAAUUAUUUUGUAAAAUGCACUCUUUGCAUCAAUCGUUUUCAUUCAAUACUUUCAUUUGCACUAACAACAUGUGUUCUUGUGUUAAUUUUGAACAAAAUAUGUGUGUUCGGGAUUCAUACAUGUCGACCCAAUCUUGUUAGUGUAAGUGUCUGUGUUCAUGUACGUAUGUACAGGCAUACCUACAUUUUAAGAUUUUCUAAAAAAAGGAAAGUAUAUAUUAUGUAAAUAAUUGAAAAUUAAUGCUGUGCCCUGUAAUCAAGUAAUCUGGUAUGAAUUUAAUUCUUCCAACAAGCAUUUGUUAUAAGUAUUGAUUCGUGAUAAGGUGUAAAUUUUGAAAUUUAAAUAAAAUUGAUUAAACGGGGA
Molecule: messenger RNA, 6285 nt
Organism: Bemisia tabaci
Lineage: Eukaryota; Metazoa; Arthropoda; Insecta; Hemiptera; Aleyrodidae
Gene: Moe
Product: moesin
Cellular component (GO): cytoskeleton
Molecular function (GO): actin binding
Source: RefSeq, a predicted model, not a curated record